AAACUUAUUAACUUGCGGUUUUAAUUAUUAUGGUGUUUUGGCUACCAAAGAAACGCUUUAAAAAGAGGGGGAAUUAAAAAGGUGCCUUAAGUUUGGUAACUACUAACAAAUAUGCAGGGAUCUGAUCUAAUAUUUGUGACACUGGUACCUAUCUCCAUUAUUCAUAUCUGGUAUUUAAGAACAUUUUUCAUUCCAACAAUGAAAAUAUCAAUAAUUGUAUAUCUUGUUAUAUUUGGGGUUUUGCCCCUUAUAUUUCACUACUCCUACACUAUACAAAAGAAGAUUCUGUUUCUGAAUUUGUUACAAUGGCCACUUAAUCUAGAUUUUUCAAAGCCAGAGUCAGUUGGGAUGAAAGGAACAAGAAAUUUUUAUUUAAAAACAGAUCAGCAAGUAAAAAUAGGAUUAUGGCAAAUACUACCUCAGUCUUUAUUAAAUGACUCCACUAUUACAACUGACAAUGAUUAUGAAGCUGUGUUAAGAAAUGCUAAACGACCUGUCUUUCUAUAUAUGCAUGGUAAUAGUGGUAAUAGAGCAAGUAGUCAUCGGCUAGAACUAUACAAACUUUUUCAGAAUUUAGAUUAUCAUGUUAUAUGUUUUGACUACAGAGGCUAUGGUGAUAGUGAAGAAGCAGAACUAUCUGAGAUGGGUGUAGUUAUUGAUAGUAAAUAUGUACUCGAAUGGUUAUUAGAAGUAGUAAAUAAUACAGCUCCUGUCUUUGUAUGGGGACAUUCUUUAGGGACUGGAGUUUCUACUCAUGUACUGGCAUUACUGGCAGCAGAAAAAAUUUAUCCUGCAGGUUUGAUUUUGGAAUCACCAUUCAAUAAUAUUGCAGAUGAAUUAAGUGAACAUCCUUUGGCACAGGUGUUUAAACAUUUACCUUGGUUUCACUGGGUAAUUGUUGAACCAUUUUAUAAUAAUUACCUGCGGUUUGAAUCUGAUAAACAUAUACAAAAAGUUCAAUGUCCUGUAAUGAUACUGCAUGCAGAAGAUGAUAAUGUUGUUCCUUUUGCUUUAGGUGAAAAGUUAUUUGAAGCAGCAAUAAAUUAUCAUGGAAAUGAUACAAGUCGCGUUCAGUUAAUAAGAAUUGAAGCAUCAUUUGGUCUUGGACAUAAAUAUAUAUGUCGUUAUGAAAAAUUACCUAAUAUAAUUAAAUCGUUUGUAGCUGAAGCACAUCAAAACCAGACUGACUAA
This is a messenger RNA of Habropoda laboriosa, 1191 nucleotides long. Its product is annotated as monoacylglycerol lipase ABHD12. Lineage: Eukaryota; Metazoa; Arthropoda; Insecta; Hymenoptera; Apidae. Bases 112 to 1191 code for a protein of 359 amino acids. Gene Ontology annotation, cellular component: endoplasmic reticulum membrane. Gene Ontology annotation, biological process: monoacylglycerol catabolic process; phosphatidylserine catabolic process. Gene Ontology annotation, molecular function: monoacylglycerol lipase activity; phosphatidylcholine lysophospholipase A1 activity. The record is from RefSeq and is a predicted model, not a curated record. The transcript is spliced from 10 exons.